Molecule: messenger RNA, 1506 nt
Organism: Dromiciops gliroides (monito del monte)
Lineage: Eukaryota; Metazoa; Chordata; Mammalia; Microbiotheria; Microbiotheriidae
Gene: GDF6
Product: growth differentiation factor 6
Exons: 2
Coding region: 1-1506 (501 amino acids)
Biological process (GO): SMAD protein signal transduction; BMP signaling pathway
Cellular component (GO): extracellular region
Molecular function (GO): growth factor activity; cytokine activity
Source: RefSeq, a predicted model, not a curated record
AUGGAUGCUCACCGGGCCCUGCUCUCGGCCGUCUUUCUCAUCAGUUUCCUGUGGGAUUUACCCGGUUUCCAGCAGGCUUCUAUAUCAUCCUCCACCUCCACCUCAUCCUCUUCGUCCUCGUCCUCGUCCGCCGAGCUGGGCUCAGCCAAGGGCAUGAGGAGCCGCAAGGAAGGGAAAAUGUCCCGGGCGCCGCGAGAGAGCGCCGCGGGCCAGGGGCACCCGGAACAGGCGGACGAGCCUCCGCGGCAGGAGCGCCCACAGUCUGGGCGCCAGGAACCGCAGCCCGAGCAGCCCAGUCCCCGGCGGCAUCAGCCCCAGGCUCACGAGCAGCCGGGUAGGAACCCCCGGGUGGUGCCCCAUGAGUACAUGUUGUCCAUUUACAGGACCUAUUCCAUCGCAGAAAAACUGGGAAUCAAUGCCAGCUUCUUCCAGUCCUCCAAGGCUGCCAAUACUAUCACUAGUUUUGUAGACAGGGGACGAGACGAUCUCUCGCACACUCCUCUCAGGAGACAGAAGUAUUUGUUUGAUGUGUCGACGCUCUCAGACAAAGAAGAGCUGGUGGGCGCGGAGCUUCGGCUGUUUCGCCAGGCGCCCCCGGCUUCCCCGGGGCCCCCGGGCGGCCCGCUCCACGUGCAGCUCUUCUCCUGCCUGUCCCCCCGAAUGCUGGACGCCCGGACCCUAGACCCGCAGGGGGCGCCCCAAGCCGGCUGGGAGGUCUUCGACGUGUGGCAGGGCCUGCGCCGCCACCAGCCCUGGAAGCAGCUCUGCCUGGAGCUGCGGGUCGCCUGGGGGGAGCCCGGCGGGGAGACCCCGCAGUCGUCCCCACCGCCCCAGGCCGAGCCACCCCUGGACCUGCGGAGUCUGGGCUUCGGCCGGAGGGUGCGGCCACCGCAGGAGCGCGCCCUGCUCGUGGUGUUCACCAAAUCCAAGCGCAAGAACCUGUUCGCCGAGAUGCGCGAGCAGCUGGGCGCCGCCGCCGCCACGGCCACGGCCACGGCCACGGCCUCGGCCUCGGCCUCGGCCUCGGCGGGGGACGAGGGCGCGUGGCUGCCUCCCUCGCCGCCGCCCCCGCCGCUGUCGCCGCCCGCGGGCGAGCGAGACGUGGGCUGGGGGCCGGCCUCACAGGGCCGCCGCCGGCGACGCACCGCCUUCGCCAGCCGCCACGGUAAGCGGCACGGGAAGAAGUCGCGGCUCCGCUGCAGCAAGAAGCCCCUGCACGUGAACUUCAAGGAGCUGGGUUGGGACGACUGGAUUAUCGCUCCCCUGGAGUACGAGGCGUACCACUGCGAGGGGGUGUGUGACUUUCCCCUCCGCUCUCACCUGGAGCCCACCAACCACGCUAUCAUCCAGACCCUCAUGAACUCCAUGGACCCCGGCUCCACCCCGCCCAGCUGCUGCGUGCCCACCAAAUUGACUCCCAUUAGCAUUCUUUACAUCGACGCGGGCAACAACGUGGUCUAUAAGCAGUACGAGGACAUGGUGGUGGAGUCCUGCGGCUGUAGGUAG